Messenger RNA from Synchiropus splendidus (mandarinfish), 2573 nucleotides. RefSeq names its product endothelin receptor type B-like. Gene Ontology annotation, cellular component: membrane. Gene Ontology annotation, molecular function: endothelin receptor activity. Lineage: Eukaryota; Metazoa; Chordata; Actinopteri; Syngnathiformes; Callionymidae. The record is from RefSeq and is a predicted model, not a curated record. The transcript is spliced from 8 exons. Gene Ontology annotation, biological process: enteric nervous system development; G protein-coupled receptor signaling pathway; regulation of blood pressure. The coding region runs from base 246 to 1484 and encodes 412 amino acids.
AGACAGAGAAGCAGCGAAGGACCAAAAGUCAUCUGGAGAUUUCAUGUGAGCAGCAUGGACAAAGAGGACAGCUGCUGUUGGGGAUGAAUGGACGGCCGCUUCAGGAACAUCAUCCCUCAGAGUCGGGAUCUUGAGAACUUGUGUUGCUGAGAACAUUUGAUUUUUUUUUUUGAAGAGGAAGAAUUUCUGCCUCAGGAAUUUGGCAUCAACCUUUCAGGAUAAAAGCCACGUGAAUAAAUCUCAAGAUGAAGGCGCAUCUCUUCUGCUUGGUCAUCCUCCUGGCACUUCAUUUCCUUGUGGCCAGUGGUCAGUUAGUGUCAAAGAAGCAGGCGGUGACCCAAAGCAGUCGCCUGGUGGAGAGGGACAUCCAGGGUCCGGUGUGGCCCAACAUAACCAUGCCUCGCCGUCGACUCCCGCCCAUGUGCUCUGGGCCGACGGAGAUCCGAGACACCUUCAAGUACAUCAACACAGUGGUGUCCUGCCUUGUGUUUGUUGUGGGAAUCAUCGGGAAUUCAACUCUGCUGAGGAUCAUCUACAAGAACAAAUGUAUGCGGAAUGGCCCAAACAUCCUUAUUGCUAGUUUGGCGCUGGGAGAUCUGCUGCAUAUCAUUAUUGGGAUUCCCAUUAAUGUUUAUAAGCUGCUGGCAGAGGACUGGCCCUUCGGAGUGGCUCUUUGCAAGUUGGUGCCGUUUGUCCAAAAAUCCUCAGUGGGGAUCACAGUGCUCAGUCUGUGUGCGCUGAGUAUUGACAGGUACCGGGCCGUGGCCUCCUGGAGUCGCAUCAAAGGUAUUGGUGUUCCGAAGUGGAUGGCCAUCGAGAUCGCGCUCAUCUGGAUCUUAUCCAUCAUCCUGGCCGUGCCAGAGGCGGUAGCUUUUGACAUGAUCGCCAUGGACUACAAAGGAGAAGAGUUGAGGAUCUGCCUGCUGCACCCCAUGCAGAAGUCCGACUUUAUGAAGUUUUAUAAAUCAGCAAAGGACUGGUGGCUCUUCAGCGCUUAUUUCUGCCUGCCACUGGCGGUCACCGCCAUUUUCUACACCCUCAUGACCUGCGAGAUGCUGAGGAAGAAGAACGGUGUCCAGAUCGCUCUGAGUGACCACCUCAAGCAGCGGAGGGAAGUGGCAAAGACGGUCUUCUGUCUGGUUCUGGUUUUCGCUCUUUGCUGGCUCCCUCUUCAUCUCAGCCGAAUCCUCAAACUCACCAUCUACGAUGAGAAGGAUCCGAAUCGAUGCGAACUGCUGAGUUUCUUUUUGGUUCUGGACUACAUCGGGAUUAACAUGGCGUCGGUCAACUCCUGCAUCAACCCCAUCGCUCUGUACAUGGUCAGCAAGCGCUUCAAGAAUUGCUUCAGGUCCUGCCUGUGCUGCUGGUGCCUUCCAGCCGAAAUGUUAAUGGAUGAGAAACAGUCGUGCAUGAAGCUGAAGGUCACAGAGAGACCCUCCGACCAGUACAACUCCCGCAUGACCAACAAGUCCACCACUGCCUGAAGACAGUCGCCUCAAACUGUAAAUAGACAAAGCGUUGGUUCAGAUCCAUAGUUAUUCGCUUCUAAACAGAGCAGAUGAAAUACACAGAACUGAAACUGUAAACAAGGAUGAUGACCACUCAGUAAAACUGUAGCAUGUGAGGCAAGUCGGAGGGGACAGGCUUCUUGGUGGAGAUAGAGAAGAAGUGCUCAGAAUGUUUUUUCGACCAAGUAUAAAAUGGUUGCUCUUUGAAGAAACACACCAAAUAAAGUCAAAGCUAAUAACUAUUUAAUAAUCACCACACAUUCUGUACAAGUCAUUUAGUUUGGCAGUACAGCAUAAAAACAAUAUUUUUUAUUAGAGGUAUGUUUAUUAUAAUACAGCGAUUCUUCACAAAUAAUUUCCCACAAGAGCAGCAGCUAGCAUUGUGGCCAAUCGCUAAAUUUAAAAUGAUACAAUGCUGAGGUGACACGAUAAGAUCUGGCUUGCUGGCUACUUUAAAAAUACUACCACAGGUUUUUUUUUUUACAUGACCCAUACGAAAAGGGGGAUAAUAACCAUUGUAAUGGUAAAUAGCUAUGAGAAAUAAAAGGCUAUUAUUGAGCAGUGUGUUUGCAUGGACAAAAGUGAUGGGAAGAAUAAAAUUAUUAACAAAAUCCUGGCACUUAAGGGUCUUACAGCUGCGGUAGGAAAAAAAAGAUGUAAAAUCUGGACAAAUUUUACAGAAAAAAGUGAUAAAGUGAAGAAAAACACAAAAUCAAAUGAAAGUAGAAACAUAUUUCUAUAAUAAUUUUUCAUGUAAAGGUGGUAUCACAGAUUUACUCUCCGGUCGAAGUCGUAUAAAGAAACGUAUUAUUUUUUUGUGUUAUUGUCUGGAGAUCUUUAAAUCUCACUUUAUUGUUAAAUGUGAACAACAUUUCCACUGGAGAGAUUCGUCAAACAUAGGAACAUUGACGUUGGUUGACAAGUGUCUCUCUGCCGUUUGGAACUACUGAUGUGAGACUUCGACUGUGUUCUGAGUCGCAACGGUUGUACAUGUGAUAUAGUGUCUUUAAUUUUGGCUUGUUUCAUGUAUUGAUUUCAAGUUUGUAAUAUAUUAAUAAAUGUGUU